AUGGACCUCUUCUGGAGCGGUUACGUGGUCGACGUGCCAGGUUGCAAGAUGCCGUUCUACGACCCCUACCACAGGACUAUCAAGCACAGCGCCCGGAAGACGCCGUUUAAUUACGACGGCUACUGUGCCAAUGUCGCGCAUCCCAACGCGCUGCGCCAGGCUGUCGACGUCUUCAGCCUGGACGAAGAAGUCCUCCGAAGGGGGUACAACGCGAGCGCCAACGACACCCACUGCUACUACCAGGCGGUGCUCCGAAACACGUCGGCGGUGGACCCGGACACUGAUCCUCUGCUGGGACCUCCAAUCAGCCUCGUCUUCGGCAGACCUCUGCGACAGGACUACGUCCGCAUAUCUUGCGAAUCUAAAGGCACGCACCUCUUCUCCGGAUACUUCUUCGUACCGGUUGACAAGAGAGAGGCGGGCGAGCCCCUAUCGCCGGGACAGCUUAACGUCCUAAUCCUGGGCAUUGACUCCACGUCUAGGAUCAACUUCAACCGCCGCAUGGCCAGGACUCGAAGGUUUCUGGUUCAGGAACGGGGCGCCUACGAGUUCCUGAUGUACAACAAGGUCGGCCCAAACUCGUUCCCGAAUCUGGUACCCCUGUUGACUGGCAUGUCGAGCGCCGACAUGACCCGACUGUUCAGGGGCAUCCACUACGACACCCUACCUGCAGUCUGGAAGGUAUACAAGUCACUCGGUUACGCCACGCUGUUUCUGGAAGAAAUGCCCACCUGGGGCAUCUUCACGGGUGCCUUGGGCUUCAAGGAGGCGCCUACGGACUACUACGCGCAUCCCAUGAUGUUACUGAUGGACGUGAAUUCUUCGGACCCCUUCACGUGCAUGGGCGGCCGCCCGAAGACGAAAGAAGUGCUCGAUUACGUCGCCAGGGUGCUCGAGUUGCACGCCGAGCGGAGGCUGUUCGCCUUCGCCUGGCUGGCGUACAUAUCGCACGAAAGUAUCGAACAGGUGGCGUACAUGGACGAGCCCGUCGAGCGCUUCUUCAGGAACCUCGCCGGCAAAGGUCUCCUGGACCGCACGGCCGUACUGUUCCUCAGCGACCACGGAAUGCGGCAGGGCACCUAUCGCAGGACCGAGAUAGGCCGGCACGAGGAUAAGACGCCGUACUGCCUCUGGGUCCUGCCCCGCGGCUUCCUCGUCGAACACCCCGAAGUUGCCGCCUCGCUGGAGGUCAACCAGCGACGUCUCGUGACCACGUACGACUUCCACGCCACGCUCCUAAGCCUCGCCUCUCUGCCGGAACUGGACGUGGUCCCGUCGAAAAAGGGCUUGAGCCUGUUCCGACCCGUGCCGCCGGAGAGGACUUGCGAGCACGCCUUUGUGCCGCAAGCCUUUUGCGCAUGCGUCGGCACGGAGAAGAAGCUCGACGACGUGUCCAUGGGUCAGUCGUUCGCGCUCUUCGCAGUCGCCUACAUAAACGCCGUGGCGGAGGUUCGGUUUCCGGGCAAGUGCGCCGCCUGGCGUUUGGACAGCGUUUACGACGCAAGCGCGUACGGAGGUGGCGUGGCGGGCAAGGUGCUGAUACGCGUCUCGUUUAAGACGUCGCCCGAAGCCUAUUUCGACGUCUACGGCGCCAUCCACAACGCCUCGACCUGGGAAAAGCAAGUCGACCAUGUUGACCGCAGCGACAGUUUCGCCAACAAAACCACCUGCCUGGAGAAAAGCUCCUGGGCGAAGUUUUGCAAUUGCAAGGACCAGACGUGA
Messenger RNA from Rhipicephalus sanguineus (brown dog tick), 1722 nucleotides. RefSeq lists its product as uncharacterized. NCBI's taxonomy places the organism in Eukaryota, Metazoa, Arthropoda, Arachnida, Ixodida, Ixodidae. The coding region runs from base 1 to 1722 and encodes 573 amino acids. The transcript has a single exon. The record is from RefSeq and is a predicted model, not a curated record.